GCUCCUAAAGCCUGACCUUUAUAUUUUCACUUUAGGAAAUCACGUCUUUGCUCUCCCUUUACGGUGGACAGUUCAGCAGCGAGCGGGAAAUUCGUGUAAAUUCUCCGUUCUGGAUUCUCAGUAUUCCCUCGGAAGAGAUGGCGAGGGGACUGAUGAAACGGACAGUAUGUGCAAAGUCUGUGUUUGAGCUGUGGGGCCACGGGAGGUCUGCUGGGGAGCUCUACACGUCUCUGAGGAACUACCCCAUGGCCAAGAUGCUUCCAUACCUACAGUCAGACUCUACUUACAAAGUACAUAUUCAUACCUUUAAUAAAACACUGACCCAAGCACAGAAAAUACAAAAGAUAGAUGCCCUUGAAUUUCUGCCAUUCAAAGGCAAAGUAAAUUUAAAGAACCCGGAACACGUUUUCUGGAUUUUGGAAGAUUAUGGAAUGGACCCUAAUAAUGUUCCAGAAGAGCCCUUUCACCUGUAUUUUGGUAGAUGGAUUGCAGAUGGCCAAAGAGAACUCAUAGAGUCCUACAGCGUUAAAAAGAGACACUUUAUUGGCAAUACGAGCAUGGAUGCCUGCCUGUCUUUCAUUAUGGCAAACCACGGGAGAGUGAAGCCCAAUGAUGUUGUGUACGAUCCAUUUGUUGGAACAGGUGGCCUCCUCAUCUCCUCAGCACACUUUGGUGCAUACGUGUGUGGCACUGAUAUAGAUUACAACACAAUCCACGGAUUAGGCAAGGCAAGCAGAAAGAACCAGAAGUGGAGAGGGCCAGAUGAAAACAUCAGGGCUAACCUCCGGCAGUACGGUCUGGAGAAAUACUACCUUGAUGCUCUCGUUUCUGAUUCCUCGAGACCCAUAUGGAGAAAAGGGAUGCUGUUUGAUGCAAUCAUUACAGAUCCACCGUACGGCAUCAGAGAAGCCACUCGCAGAACAGGGUCACAAAAGGAGACCGCUAAGACAGCUGAGAGAAGCACAGAAAAUCACAUCUUCGUUUCAUCCAAUUAUCAUCUAAGUGACAUCUUUUUUGACCUGCUGAAGUUUGCGGCCGAGUACCUGGUGAUGGGAGGAAGACUGGUUUACUGGCUGCCCGUGUACAGGCCUGAAUACACGGAGGAGAUCGUUCCCCGCCACCCCUGCCUGAAGCUUAUUAGCAACUGUGAGCAGAUGCUUUCCAGCCACACGUCGAGGCGCCUGAUAACCAUGGAAAAAGUGAAAGAAUUCAAGGACCAGGAUCAGGAUUCCUACUUGCUGGAUGGUCAGUACACGCCGUACAGGGGCCACAACUCCUUCCGUGAGAAAUAUUUCAGUGGUGUGACAAAGAGGAUUGCCAAGGAAGAGAAAGACAAUCAGAAGUAAAAUAUAAUAUAAACAGAUUAAAAAAUGAGGGAAGAAUGAAGAUCGUGUUUCUUUUUAAGGACAUCUGGAUGUGAACAUUCGUUUGGAUGCUUCAGAAAAAUAAAUACUGCUUUUAAUUUUAAAACAAGAUGAAACCCACAACACAGGUCGAGAGCAGUUCUUUUUAAUUAGCUUUGUUUACAGCGGAUUUUAUUGUACAAGUUUUUUGAGUCUUAUUUAAUUUAUAUUUGUACUUUCAAGUACUAAUGAUGAUUGACUAAAACCAUUAUUAUUGCUCUUUCACCAUUAACGUUUACAAAAAAGUAGUAUUAUUUGGCUUCUUAAACUGUGAACAUCUGGCUGGUUUAGAAACACGUGGUGGUGAUCAAGGAUUGCUUGUUGAGAAGAUCAUUUUCAUUUGUUUUGGUUUUUUUUGUAAACGGUAUACAAUAAAUCCGAAAAACUUA
This is a messenger RNA of Calidris pugnax (ruff), 1792 nucleotides long. It is a transcript of the gene TRMT11, whose product is annotated as tRNA methyltransferase 11 homolog. Gene Ontology annotation, cellular component: cytoplasm. The transcript has 12 exons. Bases 138 to 1346 code for a protein of 402 amino acids. Gene Ontology annotation, molecular function: nucleic acid binding. Lineage: Eukaryota; Metazoa; Chordata; Aves; Charadriiformes; Scolopacidae. Gene Ontology annotation, biological process: methylation. The record is from RefSeq and is a predicted model, not a curated record.